GCCGUGUGUGACCUGUCAUAAUGCGUGCAGAGAAAACUCGGCAGGGUGUGCAAGAAGGCCAGGCAGGGCAGAGACGGCGUGUCUCCUGGGGUAUGUGUGUAAGUUAACUACACAUGUGCACCACACCCUCUCUCUCUCUGUGUGUGUCUGUGCGUGAAGGACACCCCCGACAUGGCGCAGAAGAGCGUGGCCACCGUCGUCGAGGGCGACCUCCUCAUCAUCGGCACCCAUGGUACACAAUCCACACACAUGCAUCAUGCACACAGCCACGCGCAUGCACUGGAUGCGCAUCCGUGUGCAGGUGUGUUCGACAACCUCUUCGACUGUGACUUCUGCGACAUCGCCAGCCUGGCCCUGUCACCCUCUGAGUCCCUAGUAAACACACGCCCACAGACAUACACAGAGAGAGAGAGGGGCUCACACGGGUACGUGUAUGUGCGUGUCUGUCUGUCUGUCUGUGUAUGUCUGAAGCCUUCAGCACGUGCUGUGAUAGAACACUUCUUUCUCCUCGGGCUCCAAGCUCGCAGAUCUAUCGCUGCCUUUGUCCGUUAUCGCUACAAGCUUCCCACUCUGUACUCUGUAGCUAUAAUUGCGAUACUUUCCAGUUGCGGCCUCGAGGAGGCCUCUUCGCAGAUCUCCGGCGAGUAUGUUCCAACACAUGGCGACUCCGGCGAAAAUGGCACGAUUGCUGCGGGUGCUGUGCAGAGGUUUCUGGCGGCUCUGGUGGUGAUGAGAUUGUGGUCGUCAAAGAGGGUGAGACAUACCUGGAGGAGAUCAAGCGAAUGGACCUGCCGCCUGAGAAGAUCGCGCACUUACACAUGUACAUUAAGGCCGACCGAUUGUCAUUGUGUGUGCUGUGUGUGCUGAUGUGUUACGGUUGAUGCAAGUUGUCUCUCGUGCGCUGGUGUGUAGGUUCUCUGAUCACUUACUGGCAGGUACACAGAGACACAGAGACACACACUCACACAGAGAGACACGAAGAGAGUGAGCAUCAUCAAUCCACUCAUACGUAUAGCUCUCUGGUGUCUCUCUAUGUGCUGUGUGUCUGCAGGCCGCCACGGCACCAGCAACAGCAGCAGCUGAAGUUGUUCAGACAAUCGGUGUCUACAUUUUAUAUUUGACGAGACCGUUUGAUUGAUCUUGCUGCCUUGUUGAGUUCGUGAAUGAGUGGAGAGUCUGUGAUGAUAGUGGAGAGUCUGUGAUCUGACGUUGAUGACAGGUGCACGUCGAGAGUCUGCC
This is a messenger RNA of Vitrella brassicaformis, 1239 nucleotides long. The record is from the annotation of a GenBank genome assembly. Lineage: Eukaryota; Vitrellaceae.